AUGGAGGAGAAGUUCCUGAAAACUCCAGUAUAUCUGACAGGAGAGGCGAGAAAUGGCAACCCGGUGAAGGCUGGGGUGUCGGGUGUCACCGCUCGCCGGGGGUGUCGCCCCGGCCGCUGCCCACCCCGGGACCCGCCUGCCGGAAAGUUUCUUCUUUCGGAACCUCAGCGCGGCCCCAGAGGUCCUGAUCUAACUUACCUUCCACCAGCUUCGCGGACCACCCCUGCGAGUUUAAUGUGUCACCAUGUUUGGUUUAGUUUCUGUAGAAAAUGUUUCCUGACUGCAAUGAGAGAAAGUGGAGUACACUGUCCCCUGUGCCGUGGAAAUGUGACCAGAAGAGAGCGAGCAUGUCCCGAACGGGCCUUAGACCUUGAAAAUAUCAUGAGGAAGUUUUCUGGUAGCUGCAGAUGCUGUGCAAAACAGAUUAAAUUCUAUCGCAUGAGACAUCAUUACAAAUCUUGUAAGAAGUAUCAGGAUGAAUAUGGUGUUUCUUCUAUCAUUCCAAACUUUCAAAUCUCUCAAGAUUCAGUAGGGAGCAGUAAUAGGAGUGAAACAUCCACAUCUGAUAAUACAGAAAUGUACCAAGAGAAUACAAGUUCUUCUGGACAUCCAACUUUUAAGUGUCCCCUGUGUCAAGAGUCAAAUUUUACCAGACAGCGUUUACUGGAUCACUGUAACAGUAAUCAUCUAUUUCAGAUAGUUCCUGUGACAUGUCCUAUUUGUGUGUCUCUUCCGUGGGGAGAUCCCAGCCAGAUUACUAGAAAUUUUGUUAGUCAUCUAAAUCAAAGACAUCAGUUUGAUUAUGGAGAAUUUGUGAAUCUUCAGCUAGAUGAGGAAACCCAAUAUCAAACUGCUGUUGAAGAAUCUUUUCAAGUAAACAUUUGAAGGCUGUGGACAUUCUCUGCAUCUUUGUACCUGCAAGUGCCAUCUUUAAGGGGAAAACUACAUGAAGUCACCAUUUGAAUAACGUGAUGUGUAUACUAAUAAAAGUAAUUUAGUCUAUUGUUUUAGACUUUUGAUUGCAAAAUAAAGGUGGAUCAUCUAAAAACUUCAUCCUCUCAAUAAGUGAAAAAAUGAAAGUUAUAACAUUAGCUUUAAAAGCGUAAAAAGGAUUGUAUCUCGGUAAUGUAAUGGUGAAAAGGGAAUCCCUGUUAUACUUUAUCUUUUUUAUAUUAAAUAUUUUUGAAUUUUUCAUUAUGUUGCUUUUGAAAUUAGAUACAGUUCCUCUCAUUGACUUUAUUGUACACAGGUAGCACAUGGCAGCAAAUUCUGAAAGAUGUGAUUAAUAUAAACCUAACAAAUCUGAGCCAGUUAUCAGAGUUGCAGAAUAGAAACUUGAAAUGCUAAAUGGAACAAACAGUCCAAAGGAAAUUUUUAAAAUACAGAUUCUAGCUGAAGAAUUGAACUAUAAGAAAUCAUAUUCAUAUAAUAGCGUUUAGUAUUUUUGAAGACUAGUGAGAUUUCUGUAAUAAUUUUGACCCUUUAAAAAGUGAGAGCUCAUUGGUAAAGAUAUUUUCUUUUUGCUAUUAGAAGGAAAUGCAAAGACAAAAUGUAUUUCUUUGAAUGGGCAGUUGGUAAUUUCAAUCUUGUUUAUUUGACUAACUUGUAAGCCUGGAAUAUACUAAGCUGAAUAACAGCUUUUUGGCUGCAGAAUUUUCAGUAGCCAGUAUUUCUGAUUAGCUAAGAUGAAACUUUUAUUAGAAACUUUCAGUUGGUGAUACUGUAUUCUACAGAUAUAUUUAAAUGAGAGGUUCAGCUUCAUCUCAGUCUAGAAAUUCAUUCAAAGCUAAAUAUGUGUAUGUAUAUAUACACAGACUUUUGUGUGUGUAUGUAUACACACAUAUGUGUUUGUAGUUUGUCAGGUUGUGUAUGGAAUUUCCCCUAAGAUUUUUUAAAUGGACAAGCAAUAGGGGAUUGAAGUGUUUAUUUGAUUUGUUGAAAUUUUGUUUAUAACGAAAUUUUUAAAAAGUAACAGUCACAUUGCUAAGUGAUCUAGUUGGCUGUUCUUACACCUUAAAUUGAGUUUACACACAGUUACCUGUUAUUAUGGUGCUCAUUUGUUACUCUCAAAGAUAAUGCACGACUAUGAUGUAGUGAGGCAAAUUCUACCAGCCACUGUUUCACUACUUUUUAGUCAAAACCUGGUUUGUUUUUAAUACUUAUUGAGAAUCACAAAAUGUUUUAUAAACGGCCCAAAUCAGAAUAAAAGAUGAAGAGUGGAUUGGCUGACAUUCCAUACUAAUAAACAUUGUUUAUGCUUUCUUUAAAAUAACUAAAACAAUAUAAAAGAAAAAUCUCAAGUAGUUUGCUGCUAAUAUAUACAUAUAUUGUAUAAAAAGGUAUAUUUUGGUUUUGUUAAAACCCUUGUUGACUUUUCUACAGUGAACAUUUUUUUAACUUGAUUUAAUAAAAAAUGUUAAUUUUGGAAGUGGAGUUUUGUAAAAACCUUUUUGAGUCAACAGUAAUGACUUUAUUUAUGGACAGUAAUAACAACCACAAAAAAGCCAUACAUCUUAAUGAACAUAUGCCUCUGUUCUGUCAUUUUAAAGAGUGAUGUUUACUAUGUGCUUGAAAUUUUCUCUGCAGUUACAUGAGUGUAAUUUUAAGGAUAGCUAUAUAAUGAACUCUUUUUAAAGACACUUUUGACCAUAUUUUUUUUCCAGAUUACAGCAAUAACUAGUAAUUUUUUCUUUAGUGUUUAAUACAUUCAGUAUGUCAAGUUAAACUAUUCUGGGAUUUGAGAACUAAAAGAAAAUUGCAGUAGAGAUCAUCUUGAUGAUAAUUAUGUUUUGAAGUUUUGUGGAUAAGUUAAAUAUCAUUAAUAGUCUGUCUCACAUAUGAGCUUUUUCAUAAGGAAAAUGUUGACU
Molecule: messenger RNA, 2867 nt
Organism: Carlito syrichta (Philippine tarsier)
Lineage: Eukaryota; Metazoa; Chordata; Mammalia; Primates; Tarsiidae
Gene: RNF138
Product: ring finger protein 138
Exons: 8
Coding region: 1-885 (294 amino acids)
Source: RefSeq, a predicted model, not a curated record